Molecule: messenger RNA, 1173 nt
Organism: Toxorhynchites rutilus septentrionalis
Lineage: Eukaryota; Metazoa; Arthropoda; Insecta; Diptera; Culicidae
Product: coiled-coil domain-containing protein 28A
Exons: 4
Coding region: 198-1001 (267 amino acids)
Source: RefSeq, a predicted model, not a curated record
CGUUGACAAUUCAAGAAGAUAAACAAAAAAAAAGUUAUCGACCAAAUCGUCCACUAUUUUCUUGUUCGUGUUAUCUGAUGCGAUUGUAGUGCGAGUCAUGCUCAUAAUUGCUUAAAUAUCUAUCUCCCAUGAACGUUUGCUAGUGUCGUGCUUACAAAUCAGUUUCGGUCAUCAUCCUGCGCGGAGCGAGCAUAGCGAUGGAAUGCGAUGAUGCUGCGGUGGAGCGACAAAAACUCGUAUCGAACGACGAGGAAGACGACCAGGCAACUAUCACAAACUUGUCCUCCAGUGGUCAGGCAAAAUCCAUCCAAACGCCCAUUUCACCCGUGCUUAGUAAUAAAAUAUUCUCAAGUGGGGAGACGAGUCGAAGUCGUAACUCCACCAGUUACCCAGCAAGCCUCGGGAAGCCUGUCCAAGGUGAUGCCCCACCCUCUGCAAAGUUGAACUAUGUCAACGAACGUAGAAGCCAUGACACGAAGACUAAGCCAAAAAAGGUUCAAAGAGAUCUCACUCCAACGAGUGGGGGAGGAUCUAGUGGCAGUAGCAAUCUUCCAGCCAGCAUACGAUACUAUCGACAGAAAGCUUCCGACUCGUCGCUAGCUAGUAGCAGCCAUUCCAAUGCAGCCACCGCCAAUAGUAGCUCGAUUAGUUUGAACAAAAGUUAUAGCUUUACCUCACGACCACUAAAGCACCACUCUUUCAUAUCAGAAGUACCGGAUGUGCGGCACAUGGAGCGUGCCCUUCUGGGACUGCUGGAAGAUUUCCACUCGGGCAAGCUGAAAGCGUUUGGUUCUGGCUGUACGAUGGAGCAGAUGACGAGUAUCCGUGAGCAGCAGGAGAGUCUCGCCAAGUUGCAUUUCGACCUGGGAAACGAAUCAUCCUUUGGCAGCAAAGGUGGUAACGAGGUCCAAUCACAGAACAAUAUGAAGCAGCUGGUAGCGAAGCUGGAACAGCUAUCUUUCUCCAUCGAGAAGCUUCAUUCGAGCAACGUAGAGCAUUGAAAGGAAACUUGGUCCCCUAGAUCAAUUCAAUUGAAAUUGGGCGUUAUUUGUUAUGGAGAAAAAAAAGAAUUUUUAAUGGUUUCUAUUUUUUUAUAUGUAAUGGAUUCAGUUUAAGAUCGCAAAUGAGUUUCGGAGAGGAAAAAAUACAAACAUUUAUUUUCGAAGAUUAAAA